Molecule: messenger RNA, 783 nt
Organism: Pediculus humanus corporis (human body louse)
Lineage: Eukaryota; Metazoa; Arthropoda; Insecta; Psocodea; Pediculidae
Product: phosphatidylinositol 4-kinase, putative
Exons: 2
Coding region: 1-783 (260 amino acids)
Biological process (GO): phosphatidylinositol-mediated signaling; phosphatidylinositol phosphate biosynthetic process
Cellular component (GO): membrane; cytoplasm
Molecular function (GO): 1-phosphatidylinositol 4-kinase activity
Source: RefSeq, a predicted model, not a curated record
AUGAAAAAAAAACUUUUUGUCCAGCGCGGAAGAGUUUUCUGCUUCCCCGUUUUACGUUACGUCACGUCAUUCGUCCGAUUUUAUAACGAUCGUAAAUUCUUAUUUAUUUUUUUUGUUCGUUUAAGGAUUUUGUGUUUGUCCAACGAUAGCGGUUUAAUUGAAACGAUUCCAAACACGGUUUCACUUCAUCAAAUACGAAAACAUUGCCAAUUGUCUCUUCCCGAAUAUUUCGAACAGGAAUUCGGUCCCGUGACGUCAGAAUCAUUUUUAACGGCACAAAGGAAUUUCGUACAAUCUUGCGCCGCUUAUUCUAUCAUUUGUUACGUCAUACAAGUCAAAGAUAGGCACAACGGAAACAUAUUGCUUACGAACGAGGGACACGUCAUUCACAUAGACUACGGUUUCAUAUUGUCGGCGUCGCCGAAAAAUCUCGGUUUCGAAACGUCCCCGUUUAAAUUGACUCCGGAAUUUGUCGCCGUCAUGGGCGGUUUGGGAUCCGACAUGUUUGAAUAUUAUAAAAUAUUAAUACUCCAAGGAUUGGUCGCGGCGAGGAAACACAUGGAAAACAUAUUGAGCAUCGUCGAAAUAAUGCGUUCGAGUUCUCAAUUGCCUUGUUUCAAAUCCGGGAGUGCGACGGUUUCCAAUUUGAAAAAUCGUUUCCAUUUAAACAUGACGGAAGAACGUUUGCAAUUGCUCGUGGAUAAUUUGGUCGAAUCGAGCAUUCACUCGUUGAGCACGAAACUCUACGACGGUUUUCAAUACCUAACAAAUGGAAUUUUGUAA